UACAUAUUCUUAGUGUGACUUAAACAUUUAUUAAUGGAAAUAAUUGAAGUCCAGUUCAAACCCUACCAAAAAGGUUUUCAGCCAAGUAUACUCUCAUCUCAACAGAGUGCUUUCCAUUGGAGUGCUGAGUGGAGACUUGCGCCACACAUCCUGUUACCACUGCCAGAAGUGGAGUGUAACUGAGAUGUUUAGAGUGUAUUUGCUUUGCUUGCAUUCCUCCUUGUACUCCUUGUUAAAAUAAUAAGGGGAGUGGGUUACCUCAGGUCAAACUCAGCCUGGAGAGAAGGAACAUGCAUUGUUGUCAUCGGGUCCUUCUGAGGAACUGUUUUGAAGGCACAGUCGAUGCUUGACGCUACAAAGGCUAAACGGCCCCAAGAACAGGAUGUUAAUGCUUGAUGGAAUGCCUGCAGUCCGAGUCAAAGCUGAGCCCCUGGAAUCGGAACAAGGGUCUCCCAAAGUACACCGCUACCCCAUGAUGGACACUGUCCCCCUCCUCCUGAGCAAAGUCAAACCAGAACCUCCAGAGGACCUGCUCUCCCACGACCCUCACUUCCAGACCGAGCCUGUCGACCUGUCAAUCAACAAGCCCCGCCCCUCACCCCCCUCCAUCAUCUCCACCACUUCUCCUGUCACGUCCGCUUUCUCUCCGUCCUCAAUAUCGUCUACAUCCUCAUCAUCCUCCUCUCCGUCUGUCAUCACCUCCGCUUCGUCUGUGCUCACGCCCGGGCCCCUAGUGGCCCCUGGAGCUGGUGUCCGGGGUCAUCAUCAGCAGCAGUUUUUGCACAUCCUUCACCCUGCACCGCCCUCCAGCCCCGUCAACCUAGGAGGGUUACAAGCUGGAGGUGUAGGAGUGGGCGGGAAGAUGGGUGGUCACCACGUGCAUCGUAUCCCUGUGGUGGUGCAGUCACUGCCCCUCAUGUACACCACGGCGGUACGCUCACCCGCCAGCCUCCACAACAACGCCAUUAUGCUACCUCUGCUGGACGACCACAAGAGCCACCAUCAUGUCAAAGCACACACAGACCACAAUGGCUUGUCACCACGACACAUCAAGAGUGACAGUGAUGAUGACGACCUGCCCAACGUCACCCUGGACAGCGUAAAUGAGACAGGCUCUACCGCUCUGUCUAUAGCACGAGCUGUGCAGGAAAAUCGAGACUCAUCAGACCAGGCAACAUUCUUCCAGUCUUCAACUGUCCAAUUUUGUUCAAUGUCACCAUUCAGUAUUGAGAGCCUACGGCGCCCCCGGAGGUCCGAGUCACCAGACUCCAAGAAGAGACGUAUCCACAGAUGUGACUUUGAGGGCUGCAAUAAAGUCUACACCAAGAGCUCCCAUCUAAAAGCACACCGGAGGACUCAUACAGGUGAGAAGCCAUACAAAUGCACCUGGGAGGGCUGCACAUGGAAGUUUGCCCGCUCUGAUGAGUUGACGCGGCACUAUCGGAAACAUACAGGUGUCAAGCCCUUCAAGUGUGCAGACUGUGACCGCAGUUUCUCACGCUCAGACCAUCUUGCCCUGCACCGACGGAGACAUAUGUUGGUGUGAGACAGUAGCUGGAUGAUGAUGUCGUCAGUUGGAGUAGAAACAAACACAUCUCCGCCGGGGGGAGCAGGGUCUCUCCCUCAAUGUGGUUCAGCUGGACUGGACACACCGUUGUCUGUCAGUGAGGCGGAGAAUAGAGAGGAGCAAAAUGCACAAAAAGGCAUCUCUGUCCACAGAGCAAAAAAAUAUAUAUAAGAAAACAGGGUCGAUUCCGGAUCCUCGUUGACUGAAGAGGGUCGGAACCGGAUAAGGCUCUUUUGUUGUAAUUUUGAAGUUUGGAGUUUCUACAGAAACCUGUAUUUUUUCCUAGCACUGUUCUUAACUGGUUUCACUUUGGAGUUUUUUCUUUUUCAUGUUCUUCUUCGUUCAGUUGGAAGGAAACAGCAAUCAAACAGUUUUUUUUUUCUUAGUGUCUUGGUUUUUGUAAUGUUGUUCAAAAUGGCUGCUUUUCUCGCAUCUAUAAUGUGAAAGAACUCUGUGGAUUGGAUGGCUGGAUGUAUUGAUUUAAGGGCUGUGUGAUUGUGUGUUUUUAAGUAUAAGGCAGACCUUCACCUUGGAUUGGACAAUGGAAUUAUCAAAUAUUUUGAUUCCAUCAGUAUUGUUGCACAGUUCCCCUCUCUGUCAAUUACUCCCAGCCAUGCUGUGAUUUAGGACAACCGGCAUCAGAGGGCGCCAUCCACUCAUCAAAGCUGAUUUGAGUGUCCAAGAAAGAGUUAUUGUACCAUUGUUCUAGAUUCAGAAGCUUGUGGAGCAUCCCAAUGGGCCAGUGAAAUGGCUAUAAGGUUGGCGGUGUUAGGCCCAACCCAAGGUCAGCAAACGGGCGAAUGAGAUAUACCAGUAUAUUCACAACCGGAGAGCAUCAACAACCUCACUUCUCAAACUGAUCCUUGCAUAUUACCAUACAUACAGUUUUAGUAUACCUGCGUUUUGUUUUUAGAAUUUGUUUUGUUUUUAAUACAAUGACUCCACCACAUGCUGUUCAUCACCUUGAGCCUCAUUCUGUAAAAAACUAACAAACAAACAAAAAAACUGUUGGUGGAUUUUGUGCUGUGAUUAGCAAUCAGUAAAGUGCAAUCUCAUUGGGUACAUGUAGUUUCAAUAUGGAGACUUAUUGUUUUUAGUUUAUCAUAUCUUUGUGUAUGUGUACGCCUGCUUUUGAUACAUUUCACAAAGAAAGUUCAACCCCACACCUUAAUGUACAAUGAACUUUAAAACAAUCAAAUGAACAUAUCUGUUAUGUGAAAACAACUUUGCACCUUACAGAUUCACAACUUGUAUAUCAAUUCUAUAACAUUCAAGGAUUUUGUUUUGUAUCCCGGCUCUUUACAGUGAAAAGGAUUGGCAUUGUGAUCAGUUCUGUGUUAGUAGUCUAGAGCUAAAGCAUAUGGAACAGGGAAAUGUUCUUGCAACCGUUUUCUGAUUACUGAUGUCAUACCUGAUCGUCCUUGAUCACAGAUUUCUACCAGUGCCAGUACCAGUUUUUUGAUUCUACAAUAUGCUAAUAAUAUCUAUAUUUCUACUGGAUUUGUAGUUAUAGCACGAAUUUAGGUUUUGUAGCUAGAGCACUGUUUUAGGCAAGCUCAUUUUAUGUAGAUACCCCAACCCUUAAACUGUUUGGAAAAGGUCACAUUAAUGAUUGGUGGUUGAAGAACAGUUUUUUUUUUUACAUAUGUAUCUUUUGAACUGACCUACAUAUAUGUAAAACCUCCACUUCCAUUUCUACAUACUGUAUUACGUGUACGCGUGGACAGACAGAUGGAUCUGUAGCUGAGUCUUGGCUAGUGGGUAAAGAUAGCAGUGUUACUUUUUCUGUCCACAAAAUAAUGAUGUGAAAUACUCAGAUCCAGCUUUUCUUACAUUUUGUCAUAAAUGUCCCACAAUGACAGAAUGAGAUACCAGUAUUCAUAUUAUUGUUUCUUCUGUGUCAUCUACCAUAUUCAUUGUAAAGGUUUAUGCAACACUCUAAAACCAAAUUAUCUGCUAUUAAACUGAUUAAAAAGGCAUCUACUGCUAAAUAUAGAUUUUUUUUUUUUACUGGGCAGUUCUGAAUGUUGAUUGGUGGAAAGUUGUUGUACAGUCAACUCAAGAAGUAUUGGCACGCUUUAAAAGAUGAGCAAAAGUGAAUGCAAAAAACACAAAGUUAUAUUUUUGUUUGGUUCAAACGUAAGGGGGAACCAUAUACUUGAAUUUUUAACACAAUAACAAACAAAAAACACUUGAGUGGUACAGUUGAGUGGUACAAUUUCUUCUUCUACAAAAGUAUUGGCAUCCCAAACUAAUAUUUUAAAGAAAAACAAACAAAUUGGCUUCUGUUAUGAAAUAUCAGAUUUUAGUUGGUCUCAGUCUCCAGGAUCUGCAUUGAGGCCUUUCAUCUGUUUUUGUUUCCCUGGGGUAUGAAAAUGAGGUUGCACGCAUAUAACAUCCCUUUGUCAUCCAUCACCAUGGAUAAAACCAAAGAGCUAUCAACUUAAAGAAGAUAGAUGGUAGUUGACAUACACAAGUCAGUUAAAAGGCAUAAAAAAAUACAUGAACAUUUGAAAAUACCUCUAAGUACACACAAAGCAAUACUCAAAAUGUUUCAGAUGUCUGGAAAAGUUGAAAAUUUGCCCCAAAAUUGGACAGUGAAGAUGGUGAGAGAGGCAAAGAACAAUCCUACGUUCACAGUUUCAGAACUACCCAGUCGAGUGGAAUUCUGGAGUUGUCAUGUCUCAAAUCAACUUCUAGACUGGCUUUUGAUGUCAACAAGCUCUAAAGGUUACACGAAAAAAGCCUUUAACUCAGCCCAACCCAAAAUAUCAGUGCCUCAACUCUGCCAAGUGUUAUUAGAACUACAAUUAGAAUUGUGUUUUGUGGUGAGAUUAUAUAUUUGCUGUUUGGGAAUGCACACCAUUGGCAUGUUUGGCGACAAAAGGUUACUGCAUACAAGGAAAAGCACCUGAUACUCACAAUGUGGUGGAUUAUUGAUGCUUUGGGGCUGUUUUGCUACUAAUGGUCCACAGGGUCUUGUUAAGUCUGAUGGCAUCAUACAUUUCAGUACCCAAAGCCUGGUUGCCUCAGUCAGGAGAUGCCAUUACUUUUGCUACAAAUAAUAAUUUAUGUUUGAGAAAUUAUGUAUUAAAAAGUACAUGGCUCUCCCUAAAGUUAUUGUUUGUGUGGUUGAUUAUUUUGCAUUCACUUUCAUGAAGGAAGCCUAUACUUCUUGAGCUGACUGUUUAUGUGAAGGUAUAAACAGGAAUUAAACACACUUUUUACUUCUGUAAUUAAAUUGGUAACCAGUUUUUAAUAGCAAUAAGGUUUGUAGUACAUGGCCAAUUAUCCACAGAUAGGAGCUAUAACGGGGGACUCAGCGUUGCAUUGUGCCUAAAAACAGUCGUUAGACUGAAUAUUGGCCAUAUACUACACCUUCUCAGGCAUUAUUGCUUAAAUAAAUAAUAUAAUAGUGAUUUACAGCUAUAUACAAUAUAUAAUAAUUCUAACAAAUAAUUACGGUUCAGCUUUCAUUUAGUCUUAGCUAUGACAUCAACCACUUAUGUUUAAGUUUCACAAAUAUUGACAUCAACUGCAAAUAAUUGAUUGAAGACAAUUUAUCCAGCAAGUUGGAAAGGGACAUACACCUAACACUACUUAAACCUUUCUAAGAUUAAAGCAAUAUUUUCAACAUUUCUUAUUACUGCAAGUUUAGCAAAUAUAGCUUUUUACAAUUAUGUGACAGAUCUGACAGAGUCUAUCAUUAUCAAAGCCAUUGUUAACAGAAUCCCAUAUGUGUGAUAAUUGUGUGUUCAAAGUAUUUGUGUAGCGCACUUCAAUUCACAUUAUAGUCAUACGUUGCAUAUGCUGAAUCCCUGCUUACAGUUUUAAAAGCUUCUUUCAGAAGGCCAGUAAGUUUGAGGAAAUAUUCACAAAAAAUAUUUUUGUUUCACUUUAAUUAGGCUACUGUUAAACAGUCCAAAACUGCUUCAUGUGAGCAAUCAUGUCAGUUUUCAGUAUAUAUCACUUUAAAAAGUGUGUAUAUAUACACAGUAUGCAGCCAGUUUUGAUGCUGUUUAUUAAAUGUUAUAUAUUUCAAAAAUGUCAGUGCUGACAUGAAACAUUUUGUAUUAGUGAACUAAUGAUAAAAUAUAUAUACACACUUCGGGGGUCGAUCUUUAAUGUUUUUUUGAAUCUAGUGCAUAUGGACACAUUUUCUUUGGACCUUAAUAAGACACAGAUACACCAGUGUAGUGGUCCUCUACUAGAAUACAAACCUGUUUAUCCGAACAAAAAUUUAUUUUGCAGAAAUAUUUGCCCAAUUUGUCUCUUUUUUUAGUAUUCUGAAGUAUUAUAAUAUAUGUAAUAUUAUGUCAUAUGUUGUGUGAACAUUUUUAAUUGUGUUGCCUUUUUUGGGCUCAAGAAUAUCAUUGUUUAUGAUGAAGUAUAAUUUUUUUAUUAAUUUUAAAUGUUAAGUACAUUUAUACAUAGUAGUAAUUACCAUCGUAUUUUAUUACUCAUAUACUGUACUUUUCCAAAAUGAAGGGCACUUCAACUUGCAUAUAAAGAUUUCUGUAAAAAAAAGAUAUUUUAAAAUGUUGUAAUAUAUGUGACAGUAGAAAUAAAAAAUAUAACUCUGUUCUACAGGUUGUACAUACAUACAGAAAUAGGGCUUUUGAUUAUUAGAUAUGAGGAAAUUAAUGUAUACAUGUAAAAUCUUUUUCAGAGACACUAAUUUAUCUGAUUUGAUAUACAAUAAGAUGGGGCUAUUGAUGCUGACCAGUUUUGUUAUCUAAAAUACUAAGAUAGACCCUAAAUGACAAAUGUGAUGUCAGAAAUUAGCAAUUUGUAUUUAAUUAUUUCUCAAAACCAAGCAUUUUCCACAAGUGUAUUGUACCUGUGGCUUUUAUAUAUUGAUCAAACCCAAAUAUGUCAUUCUCCGCCCAGUCAUGUUAAGUAGAAUUAUCUUCCAAAUACAAGUACCGAUUAGUAUCUACAAUAUAUACUGUAUCAAACUUUUAUGCUGUCAUUUUUGGACGUAGGAUUUUUAUUUACAUUAUCAUCAUUAAUCCAUGAUGAUGAUGAUGAUGAUGAUGAUCAUUAAUCCAAAUUCUACAUUUUAUUUUAUUAAACUUCACCUAAAGGGUAUAGCUAAUAUUUUGCAUGUGAACACAGAGGCUUUUUGUAUGAAUGCUUUACCACUCCCCUUUGGCAUUAUCAAAAUGUUUUACAAGCAUAAUUUUGUAUUGGUAAGCAGGGUCAAAGUUAUGCAAUAAUGAAUAGUGCCUCCAAUCACAGCAAAUAUCCUAAACGUUUCUACAUGAACACAAUUUACAUGUAUCAUAUAAUUCAAAUAGACCUUGCACUUCAUACUCAGAGAAGUAUUUGUACAAAUAAUUAAAAGCACAUCAACUCUGAUACCAUCAUGCAAACACCCACAUCCCAUGUUUAGGUUUCGUUUUAAUGCACUUAGUCUUGCCACAUUCUUUCAAAUACAAUAACCUAAAAUACCAGCUUUUUAAAUGAUGUAUGUACCUCCCAUGGAAGCUGCAUAUGAUUUUCAUAGAUGCAUUUACAGUAUUGCCAUCACUUAGAUUAAUUAAUUAUUGUAUAAUUUCACUAUAAUUUGGGUUUUUACCUCUCUGAUAUACUGGUCAUUUGUUUUUGUUUUUCAAAAUCAGUCACACCAUAAUGCAUUACGUGAAAGCACAGAAGUGAGAGCCAUUUUAAUCAACCGAUUUUACAGUGUUGAAUGUGUGAUAUACUGGGAAAGCUUUGUUGAAUGUGUAAAGGCCGGAAUACUAACCCUUGAGGAGCACCUUCUGAAAUAAUUCUGAUUACAUUUCUGUAUCCGUUCAAUAUUUCUUUAAUUUCAAUUUUGGUUUCAAUUAUCUCUGCUUUUGAACAAUUAUGUAGUGACGCCAAUGCCUUUGUUUCAAGUUUACUGCUAUUACGUACAGUAAUUGUUGUUCCUGUAUUUAUGUAUAGUGACUGUAUUGUAAAUAUAUUUAGAGCUUUUCAUUCUUACUGUAAAAUUG
This is a messenger RNA of Esox lucius (northern pike), 7548 nucleotides long. RefSeq names its product Kruppel-like factor 12b (gene klf12b). The transcript has 7 exons. Gene Ontology annotation, biological process: regulation of transcription by RNA polymerase II. Lineage: Eukaryota; Metazoa; Chordata; Actinopteri; Esociformes; Esocidae. Gene Ontology annotation, molecular function: DNA-binding transcription factor activity, RNA polymerase II-specific; RNA polymerase II cis-regulatory region sequence-specific DNA binding. Bases 383 to 1546 code for a protein of 387 amino acids. The record is from RefSeq and is a predicted model, not a curated record.